CAAAUUACAUGCUAAACACAGUCUUGCCAAGAUGCAGAUGUACCUAGUGCUGGUUCUGGUAGCCCUUGCUGGUAACAGCUUUGCCUUGGAUAGAUGCAGUGUGGUCAGGGCACUGAGGAAUGGAGGUGUUGUUGGGAUAAAAGGCUAUACUCUGGGAGACUAUGUGUGCUUAGUCCACUAUGCAAGUUACUAUGAUGAAUACCUAAACCGAAGUCCCUCUGAGUAUGGGAUCUUCCAGAUCAACAGCUAUUGGUGGUGUGAUGAUGGCCGAACUGUAGGACGCAAGAACCUCUGUGGAGUACCCUGCAGAAAUUUAUUGGGAGAUUACCUUGGUGAUGAUAUAAGGUGCUUAAAAAGGAUUGUAAGAGAUCCUAAAGGACUUGGAGCUUGGAGCGUUUGGAGAAAUAAUUGUCAAGGAAGGGAUCUAAGCCGUUUUACCAGGGGAUGUUAAAGGCCCUUCAACAGAAGAUACCCUAUGUUGUUUAACACAAGAAACUUUAUAUAUUUGUCUCUUUUUUUUUUUUCUGAUGAUGAUCCCUGGAAAUAAAUACAUCAAUUAUACAAAUAAAUACAUCAAUUAUACAAAUAAAUACAUCAAUUAUUGCUUUAAA
Molecule: messenger RNA, 611 nt
Organism: Bombina bombina (fire-bellied toad)
Lineage: Eukaryota; Metazoa; Chordata; Amphibia; Anura; Bombinatoridae
Product: lysozyme C
Exons: 4
Coding region: 32-451 (139 amino acids)
Molecular function (GO): lysozyme activity
Source: RefSeq, a predicted model, not a curated record